Dermacentor silvarum is the source of this 420-nucleotide messenger RNA. RefSeq names its product shematrin-like protein 2. The coding region runs from base 61 to 351 and encodes 96 amino acids. NCBI's taxonomy places the organism in Eukaryota, Metazoa, Arthropoda, Arachnida, Ixodida, Ixodidae. The transcript is spliced from 2 exons. The record is from RefSeq and is a predicted model, not a curated record.
CACAGCUUCUUCCAUCGUUCUUUUCGCACGGACUUCCCCGACAACCGAACCAGCACGAUCAUGAAGACCAUGUUCCUCGUCGCUCUUGUUCUUGCCGUCCUUGCCGCCGUUAGCGCCGGCUACCUCGGCCACUACGGUGGUGGAUACGGCGGAGGCUACGGAGGCUACGGCGGAGGCUACGGAGGCUACGGCGGAUACGGUGGAUACGGAGGCCAUGGCGGAUACGGAGGCUACGGCGGAUACGGUGGAUACGGAGGCCACGGCGGAUACGGAGGCUACGGAGGCUACGGCGGUGGCUACGGUGGUUACGGUGGUUAUGGUGGUUAUGGUGGUCACGGCCACGGAUGGUGAUAGACCACUGGGCAAAAGAGCGAGCGAAAGAGAGAGUGUUUUCGAGUGUAAAUAAAUGUUAAUGAAAAA